GUAACUAUGCAUUGACCAAGUCCUGUCUGAUAUCAUAUGAGAGAGUAGACUAGAGACUGCUUGGUAUAGCUACACACAUUCUUCAUUCAUCUCUUCCCUCUCUCUUCAUCUUCUUCUGCGGCUGCUGCUGCAGAGAUGGAAGAUGAUCAUUUUCCUCAGAUCAAAGGUGUUGUUAUAAUCUCCCUUCCACCCCCAGAUAACCCUUCUUUGGGCAAAACCAUCACUGCUUUUACUUUCUCUGACCCUUCUUCUCUUCAACCCUCAAUUCUUCAACAACCAGGCCAAAACCAAACAAACCUCAAUGAUCACAACAACACUGAUCCUUCCCUUCACUCCAACCCGUCUAAUACUCAGCUUAGUUUUUCACUCAGAGGACUCUUCCACUCCACCCCAGUGAAGCUUUUCUCCUUCUUUGGUGUUCUUCUCUUUGCUCUCUUUCUCUAUGGUUCUGUUUCUUCAACCACCACUUUGGAACUGAGUGGCCCCAAGAAUGAUAGUGAUGAUGAUGGCAAACCCGGAUCAUAUUUGUUCCCUCUGUAUCCUAAAUUUGGUGCUUUGGGGCAGAAGAACAUGAAGCUCCAACUGGGGAAGCUUGUUCAUAAAGAAAAGAUUUUGACACAAACAAAAAAUAGGGUUGGUUCCGAGGUUGUGGCCGUUGACUCUUCUUCGGUUUUUCCUGUCAGUGGCAAUGUUUUUCCGGACGGAUUGUAUUUCACUAUUUUACGUGUUGGAAAUCCUCCAAGAAGUUAUUUUCUUGAUGUGGAUACAGGGAGUGACUUAACCUGGAUGCAGUGUGAUGCUCCUUGCAGAAGUUGUGGAAAGGGAGCUCAUGCCCUCUACAAGCCCACAAGAUCCAAUGUAGUAUCAACCAUGGACUCUCUCUGCUUGGAUGUUCAGAAAAAUCAGAAGAAUGGACAUCACGAAAGUUUUCAACAGUGUGACUAUGAAAUUGAAUAUGCAGAUAGGAGUUUUUCCUUGGGAGUUCUUAUUAGAGACGAUCUUCAUCUUGUAUCUAAAAAUGGAUCCAAAAUCAAGCUAAAUUUUGUUUUUGGGUGUGGAUAUGAUCAAGAAGGCUUACUUUUGAACACAUUGGCAAAGACAGAUGGAAUCAUGGGACUGAGCAGGGCAAAAGUGAGCCUACCUAACCAGUUAGCAAGUAAAGGGCUUAUUAAGAAUGUGGUUGGUCAUUGCUUGAGCAAUGAUGAAGUUGGUGGAGGUUACAUGUUUUUGGGUGAUGAUUUCUUGCCAUAUUGGGGUAUGACUUGGGUACCAAUGGCCUAUACCCUUACUACGGAUUUAUACCAAACUGAGAUUUUUGGAAUAAAUUAUGGAAAUCGGCAACUCAGUUUUGAUGGCCAAAGCAAAGUAGGAAAGGUGGUUUUUGACAGUGGCAGUUCUUAUACAUAUUUCCCAAAAGAAGCAUACUUGGAUCUUGUUGCUUCUCUUAAUGAAGUUUCUGGCUUGAAACUCGUUCAAGAUGAUUCAGAUACUACUUUACCCAUUUGCUGGCAAGCAAAUUUCCCAAUCAAAUCUGUCAAAGAUGUCAAGGAUUACUUCAAGACCUUAUCUCUUCGGUUUGGAAACAAGUGGUGGAUUUUGUCCACAAUUUUUCAGAUACCUCCAGAGGGUUACUUGAUCAUUAGUAACAAAGGGAAUGUGUGCUUGGGUAUCCUUGAUGGUAGUGAUGUAAAUGAUGGAUCCUCAAUCAUUCUUGGAGACAUUUCAUUCAGAGGAUACUUAGUUGUGUACGAUAAUGCAAAGCAGAAAAUUGGUUGGAAGCGAGCAGACUGUGACAUGUCAAGCAGAAGAUUGAGAAAGAAAAACAGUUUUAUCCCUGAUACCAUGCUAUAAUUUACUCUGAGGAAAACAAUAUAACUUGUAUUAUUUAGAUCCUUUCAUGCUAAAAUCAUAGAUGGCAUCCACGAAUAAAACAGCCAAUGUAGAGUUACACACAAAAUAUAGGAACUUAGAAGAGUAAUGGAUAUAAUAGGUUAUUUUAUACUCCAAUCUCUAUUUCACUAUGAAAAA
Vigna angularis (adzuki bean) is the source of this 2028-nucleotide messenger RNA. Its product is annotated as aspartyl protease APCB1. The coding region runs from base 136 to 1851 and encodes 571 amino acids. The record is from RefSeq and is a predicted model, not a curated record. The transcript is spliced from 9 exons. Gene Ontology annotation, biological process: proteolysis. Gene Ontology annotation, molecular function: aspartic-type endopeptidase activity. NCBI's taxonomy places the organism in Eukaryota, Viridiplantae, Streptophyta, Magnoliopsida, Fabales, Fabaceae.